Molecule: messenger RNA, 666 nt
Organism: Prorocentrum cordatum
Lineage: Eukaryota; Dinophyceae; Prorocentrales; Prorocentraceae
Source: the annotation of a GenBank genome assembly
AUGCAGGAGGAGGACCUGCCCGUGCUCAAGAGCAUGCCGGGCAGGCGCCUCCGGAGGCGCUUCGACCGCGGCAUGCCCGUGCAGGUGUACCUGGGAGCGGAGCAGGGCUUCCUCACGGGCACGGUCGUGGAGCCCGCGAGCGGGCCAGAGCCCAGGGACAUCAUCCCGUCGCCGAGACCGAGGCGGAUCCUGUCCCCAGAGGCCUCCCCCUCGACGUCGCCCUUGUGCUCCAGCGACGACGACGACGACGACGACGACCCGCACGGCGUCGACGUCCGCUCCAGCGCCGGUACCGCCGAGGUCGAGACUGCCGUCGUCCCACAGCGCCACGCGACGGCCACUGUUUCGAUCUACGGCCGGAGCGGACCCCAUCGCACCUACCCCGAGUACAUGAUCAGGCCGCUGAUCGAGCGGCGCGGGGCGCGGUCCUGGAAGUUCGGGAGCAUCAUGAGCAUGUCGCUCUUUGACAGGGACGAGGGUCACGUCCUCGAGGACCUCGACGGACCUUGGGGGUUCUCGCCGCAGCCUUCGCCGAGAAGUGGGCCAGAGUCCGAUCAACCGCUGUCGUAUUUUUGGGGGUUCUUCUCGCCGCAGCCUUCGCCGAGAAGUGAGCCAGAGUCCGAUCCACAGUUGAACGCCGGCCAGUUGAAUGGAGGCGACGUUUAA